Gossypium arboreum is the source of this 1374-nucleotide messenger RNA. RefSeq names its product probable trehalose-phosphate phosphatase D. Gene Ontology annotation, molecular function: trehalose-phosphatase activity. The transcript has 12 exons. NCBI's taxonomy places the organism in Eukaryota, Viridiplantae, Streptophyta, Magnoliopsida, Malvales, Malvaceae. Bases 118 to 1179 code for a protein of 353 amino acids. Gene Ontology annotation, biological process: trehalose biosynthetic process. The record is from RefSeq and is a predicted model, not a curated record.
UUUGUGUCUUGUUCAUCACCUUUGCUUUCGUUGCCAUCGUCUCUGUUCUUUUUUUUUUCUCUACUCUGUUUGGUUCAGGGGAUAAAAGGGAAGAGUAAGAAAAAGAAAUCUAUAGGAAUGACUAAUCAACAAAAUGUGGUGGCUGUUGACGUGAAAUCGCUUGGUUUAAGAAACUUAUUACCACCAGUGACCAAAUCCUUAUCACCAACAGAACUUAAGAUGUUAUUCAUGAAGAGGUUUGAAGCUGAAAAAGGAGAUAACAAAAUCAAUGGUUUGGUAGAUUCCAUGAGAGCUUCUUCACCUACCCGUAUCAAGUCUUCUUCUGCUUCCAUUGUCCAUCAUCCUUCAGCUUUGAGUAUGUUUGAGCAAAUAGUGGGUGCUUCCAAAGGAAAACAGAUUGUGAUGUUUUUGGAUUACGACGGCACACUUUCUCCUAUUGUUGAAGACCCGGAUCAAGCUUUCAUGUCCACAGAGAUGAGAGCAGCUGUAAGGGAUGUUGCUAGAUAUUUUCCAACAGCAAUAGUGACCGGAAGGUGCCGAGACAAGGUUUACAGCUUUGUAAAAUUGCCUGGCCUUUAUUAUGCGGGUAGCCAUGGAAUGGACAUCAAGGGACCAUCUAAAAGAUGCAAAAACAAGAAAGCUAACCAGGGAGUUCUUUUCCAACCUGCCAGUGAAUUCUUGCCCAUGAUUGAUGAGGUUUAUAAAGCAUUGGUAGAGAAAACAAAAUCGAUUGGGGGAGCCAAGGUGGAAAAUAACAAGUUUUGUGUCUCCGUACACUUUCGACGUGUUGAUGAAAAGAGUUGGGGUGCCUUGGCUGAACAAGUUAGAUCAGUACUCAACCAGUACCCUAAGCUUAAACUAACUCAAGGGAGGAAGGUAUUGGAGAUUCGCCCAACCAUCAAGUGGGACAAAGGAAGAGCCCUUGAAUUCUUAUUGGCGGCACUAGGAUAUGGCAAUUCAAAUGAUGUUUUACCCAUCUACAUUGGCGACGAUCGAACUGAUGAAGAUGCAUUUAAGGUUUUACGUGAUAGAGGACAAGGGUUUGGGAUUCUUGUUUCCAAAAUACCCAAGGAAACAAAUGCUUCAUAUACUCUCCAAGAACCAUCUGAGGUUAAAGAGUUUUUGAGGCGUUUGGUGGAUUGGAAAAAAUAUGCACAAGGAGGAGGAGCAGCACCCUAAGUUGCUUAGACAUAUACAUAGACAAGAAAUUUGAAUACCACCCUCCUACUUGUUUGAUUAAAGAGGGUGGAGGAAUAUGAAUUAGUUAAUUAAUUAUGUAUCUUUCUCGUUUAGAGAGAGUUUCUAAUUGUAAUUAACUACCAAUUUCUGAGGCUGUAAUUGAUUAAAAUGAGAAGAAUUAGAAUAAUUCCAUAA